This is a messenger RNA of Mycetomoellerius zeteki, 1358 nucleotides long. RefSeq names its product carnitine/acylcarnitine carrier protein colt, mitochondrial (gene colt). The transcript is spliced from 5 exons. Gene Ontology annotation, biological process: carnitine transmembrane transport; mitochondrial transport. Lineage: Eukaryota; Metazoa; Arthropoda; Insecta; Hymenoptera; Formicidae. Gene Ontology annotation, cellular component: mitochondrial envelope. The coding region runs from base 347 to 1234 and encodes 295 amino acids. The record is from RefSeq and is a predicted model, not a curated record. Gene Ontology annotation, molecular function: O-acyl-L-carnitine transmembrane transporter activity.
UCAUUCACACGUACACAUAUGCUCGUCUAUGCAUUCAUCUUCGUUUCGAGUGCAGAUAGUGUUAUAAAAUGCAGCUCGAAGGAACAGAUCAGCCGUUUGUAACAUAAUUUGUCCCUAAUUUGCACAUACUAUUAUUAAAAUGUCAUUGCAAUAUAAAUAUGAUUAUAUAUUAAGUUAUGUAAAAGACUGUGAAAAACAUCACAACCGAUUAAUGGAAUUUAUGAUCUCGAUCCUACGUCAAGGGCCAAUUGCCACUGUACUUUGACCCCUGCUUGAUCAACGAGUUUUAAGACUGUUAUUUCGUCGACACUUUUGUUGAUAGACUUCCAGUCUCUAUACAAUAAUCAUGUCGGACGCCGUUAGCCCUAUUAAAUAUUUCUUGAGCGGUGGAUUUGGAGGAGUAUGUACUGUGAUAGCUGGCCAUCCUCUGGAUACCAUAAAAGUACGGCUCCAGACAAUGCCAGUUCCACGACCCAAUGAAUUGCCUCUCUACACUGGUACAUGGGACUGUGCUAAAAAAACAAUCACCAAAGAAGGAAUACGUGGUUUAUAUAAGGGCAUGGGUGCACCAUUAUCCGGCGUUGCUCCUAUAUUUGCGAUAAGUUUCUUUGGCUAUAGUGUUGGGAAGAAGCUGCAACAGAGCGUCCCAGAUGAGAAACUCACACCGUUACAAUUGUUUUACGCUGGUGCAUUUAGCGGCAUAUUCACGACUAUUAUAAUGGCACCUGGUGAACGUAUUAAAUGUCUGUUGCAAAUACAGCAUGCAGACGCGAAGCCAAAGUAUAGUGGACCUUUGGAUUGCGCUAAGCAAUUGUAUCGAGAAGGAGGCAUCAGAAGUAUCUAUAAAGGCACCUGUGCUACAUUAUUAAGAGAUAUUCCAGCUAGCGGAAUGUACUUUUUAACAUACGAAUAUCUAAAGGAACGAUUUACUCCAGAGGAUGGGAAACUUAGCUUAUUGGCUACCAUAACGGCUGGCGGUUGUGCAGGCAUUGCGAACUGGUUGGUGGGAAUGCCACCUGAUAUCCUGAAAAGUCGCCUACAGACUGCACCAGAAGGUACGUACAAACACGGAAUACGCGAGGUAUUUGUUAAAUUGAUGAAAAACGAGGGACCAAUGGCGCUUUAUAAGGGUGUCGUACCCGUUAUGCUACGAGCUUUUCCUGCAAAUGCGGCCUGUUUUAUGGGCUUCGAAAUUUGCAUGAAAUUCUUGAACUGGAUCGCGCCAAAUUUAUAACUUAAACUGAACGAUGUAAUUAUAGAAUUUUUGAAAAAUAUUCUAUUUCUCGAGGUCUGUUGCUCUCCUUAUACUACAUUUCAUACUAGAUAGGUGUAAAGUGAUUAAUUUUACCGCGACAGAA